Molecule: messenger RNA, 420 nt
Organism: Glarea lozoyensis ATCC 20868
Lineage: Eukaryota; Fungi; Ascomycota; Leotiomycetes; Helotiales; Helotiaceae
Exons: 1
Coding region: 1-420 (139 amino acids)
Source: RefSeq, a predicted model, not a curated record
AUGCAUUCCACCACUUUCUUCACGGUCGUGCUCUCUUUUUCCAUCUUGGCUCAUGGUCUCCCUCUCAGCACCAGCUCCGAGGUCACCAGAACCCAGGUUUUGCAUCUCUCUCGCAUCAUGAGCAGGGCAUACAACACCACCAUUCCGUCCGCUACUCUGCAAUCUGCAACUGCCGUAGUGACGAGUGAGUCAUCAUCCACUCAGGCCGAAGCUACACCACCUGCCCAUUUCAAACUAAACGUUGACGAGCCUUCUAAUCUGAAUCUCACAGGUAAAGCACAGUCAAUGCCUUCGUACGAGACUAUCCUGGAAUCUAACCCUGAGUCUGAUAUGAAAAACACCAUUGCCAUUACAGUCACAGUGGCUGUUAUUUUUGUCUUCUGCAUGGUUGUGUUGUUUUGGCAGAUGCAUCAGAAGUGA